Plasmodium gallinaceum is the source of this 3051-nucleotide messenger RNA. Its product is annotated as conserved Plasmodium protein, unknown function. Lineage: Eukaryota; Apicomplexa; Aconoidasida; Haemosporida; Plasmodiidae. Bases 1 to 3051 code for a protein of 1016 amino acids. Gene Ontology annotation, biological process: transcription initiation at RNA polymerase III promoter. The record is from RefSeq and is a predicted model, not a curated record. Gene Ontology annotation, cellular component: transcription factor TFIIIC complex. The transcript has a single exon.
AUGUAUGCCCAAAGUAGUGAAAAUGAAGAUAAUAAAAAAUUUUUAAAAAUAACAACCAAAAAAAAUAGAAACAAAAAAAUAAAAUUUGAAGAAAUUAAAAAAAAUGAUUAUAUAUGUGUUGAAAUUCCAGGUAAAAUAAAAAAAGGAAGUAAAGGUUUAUCAGCUGUGGAAAGUUUAGGAGGAUUAAAAAAAAUAACUAGUAUUUUUAAAUUUCAUAAAAACAUUAGCAAAUAUGAUGAAAAUUUAAUUUUGCGAAUUAAUAAUAAUGAUAUGUUUUCUUCCUUUAUAUCAUCAAAUUGGACAAAAGUUAACAAUAUUUUAAUAAAAAUUAAAAAAACUAGAAAAAAUAAAUAUAAGUUUGAGUGUCUCGGUUUUGUUAAAUAUUUGUAUUAUUUUGAUAAUAUGAGUGAUUUCUAUUAUAUUCCAUCAUUUUAUAAUAGAUAUGACUAUAAUACAAAUUAUAUACAUUAUUUAACAAAAGGGAAUAAAAAAAAAGAACAGAAGAAAAAAAGUUAUGAUAAUUUUGAAAAUAAUCCUACUGAUAUUUAUGAAUCAAAUAUUUAUAACAAGAAUGAUUAUACAAAUGACUCAUUUAUUUGUUUCCAAAACGAACAAAUAUAUAAAACGAAAAACGUAUCUCAAAUUAAUAAAGUUACAGAAGACCCAAAUGUUGUUAAUGAAAUACCUUUUAAAUAUAGCAUAAAUAAUGAAAUAACAAGUAAUAUUAAUGAAACUAUUUUAGAUAAUUAUGAAGUUAAUUACAGUAUGCAAAAUAAUUCUUCAAAUAAUAGCAAGAAUGAUAUGCAAAAUAGAAGAUGUGUUAAUGUCAACUCAAAUAAACUGACUGGAAAAUAUGUACAUAAUAAAAAUAACGUGAACAAUUUCUUAGAAAAAAGUCCAAAUAACUUAGAUUAUAAAAUUUCAAAUAAUUAUAAUACGGAUGCAUAUUUUAAUAUGGAAAAUAAAAAUUUAGAUAAUAGAUUUAAAUGUGUUUCCUUUAAUGAUGGACUAAAUCAAAUUAAGGAUAUAUGUCAAAAUGAUCAGAAAGUUUUCUUACCUAAUGUGGAUUUAGAAAAUAAAAAUUAUGAGACUUUUAGCGUAGAUGUAAUAAAAGAGAAUGGAAAAGGAGAAGAAAAUUAUGAGAUAAUGAAAAAUAAAGAAAUAGAUAAUAAAACAGAUUCUCAUAUAGAUAAAUGGUAUGAAAUAAAUGAAAAUAUGAAUCAUAAUAAGAACAGUAUUUUCUCCAAAAAUAAAGAUUAUAAAAAUGAAAUAUCGAAUACAUGUAAUUAUCAAAACUAUAAUAAUAUGCUUGUUUUAAAUGAAAAUAUAAAAAAUUGUAGCUCUACUUUUGAUAACACUAAACAUCAUCCUUUGAAUUUAUUAGGUGAUAAUUUUAAUUAUUAUUUAUCUGAUAUGGAGGAAAAUGAAAUAUUUAAUAAAAUAAUAAAUUCAAAAGUAUGUUCUGAUUUACUUGAGGAAAAAAAGGAAAUUAACUUUUCUUCGGAUGAAAGUGAAGCCUAUGAAUUACAAUGUUGUAUACAUAGCAAAAGCGUAACUCCAUAUGAUUAUAAAAAUUAUGAAUCAAUUAUUACAAAUAAAUAUAUAAGAGAUUUUAAAUAUAUAAUAAGUAAAUUUACAGCUCCUAUUGAUUCAAAAGCCGAAGCAAAAAAAGGGGAAAUAGAAAAAUUUAUUAAAGAAUUAAUAAUAAAAAAUAAUGAAAAAAAAUUCAUAAAUACAUUUACAGAAAUGACAGAGAAAGCAGAUGUGAAUGAAAAAAAUAAACCAAUGAAUGAUAAUGACGAAAUAAAUGUAACAAGCAGCAGUUUAUAUAAUGAUAAAGACGAAGUUAAUAAGCAUAUGCAAGAUAAUAAAAACUCUGAAAAUCAUUUAAAUGAUGAUUUUAAUCAAAAAAAUAAAGUUAAUUUUGGUAAUUCUAUAAUUAAUGAUCCAGUUAAUGAAUUAAAAAAUAUAUCUAAUACUGAAAAGCUUGAUUAUUCAAAUAACAAUGAUUCUUUAAAUAAGUAUAGUAAUAAAAUUAUAGUAAAUAAAAAAACAAUUCACUGUAAUCCUAUAGCAAAGUAUGACGAUCUUUCAUUACCGUUAAUCCCUUUUGACUCAGCAAUCAAAAAGUACGUUUCAGAUAAGUUAUAUAACAAAGUCAAAUUACUUUUUGAUAUUAGACCCAUAUGGUCAAAAGAAGUUUUAUUAGAGCAUCUGGAUAACAUAAGUACAUACUGCCUAAAAAGUUGUUUUUCAAAAAUUUGUUUUUAUUUUGUUGAUGGACCAUGGAGACGUACAUACUGUAAAUAUGGAUAUGAUCCUCGUAAGGAUUCCACAAGUUAUAUUUAUCAAACUAUAGAUUUUAGAGAUAAUUUUUAUAGAAACAUUAAAACAAAAAAUUUAGAAGACAUAAAUAAAAAUAUAAUAAAAAAGAAAUUUGCUUUGGAUAGUAUUGUAACUAAUAUAAUUAAAAAUAUAAAUAAUAGACAUAUUACUACCAUUACUAAGAAUAGUGAUAAUAUAAAGAAAGAUAGUUUUAAUGAAAUGCAAAAUGAAAUAAAAAAUCAAGGUAAUUGUAAAAGAGAUUGUCAUAUAUAUUCAGAAAUGCUCUCUGAAAAUAUAGGAAACGAUAAUGCAGAGGAUUAUAAUAAUUUUCAGAAUAGUUUAAUAAAUUCUAAUUCUGAUGACUUAAACAUUGAUAAAGACAUAUUAACAGUACAUUCAACUAAUAUUGAUUUAAAAGAUGAAGACUUUGUUCAUAAUGAUGAAGAAAUUAAUGAUAUACUUCAAUUUUUAAAAAAAUCCAAAACUUUUCAUUUAAGACAUCAUUUUUCUUCGGAAGUACAUUUUUCUGUAACACCUUUGAAAAUAUCGACUAUUUUUCAAUUUAUAGAUAUAUUUGAUAACAAUGUUUUAAAUUAUUUAUUGAAUGUUAAAAUACAAGAAAAAUGUUCAAAGGAUUAUGGAUGGCUUAGUAGUAAGGAUCUUGCAAAAAUUCGAGAUAUUUUAUUUGUCAGAUCCGUAACUUUAAGGCAUGCUCAUUCCAAAUGA